Messenger RNA from Myxocyprinus asiaticus (Chinese sucker), 3659 nucleotides. It is a transcript of the gene dlgap2b, whose product is annotated as disks large-associated protein 2. The record is from RefSeq and is a predicted model, not a curated record. Gene Ontology annotation, biological process: signaling. Gene Ontology annotation, cellular component: glutamatergic synapse; postsynaptic specialization. NCBI's taxonomy places the organism in Eukaryota, Metazoa, Chordata, Actinopteri, Cypriniformes, Catostomidae. Gene Ontology annotation, molecular function: molecular adaptor activity. The transcript is spliced from 7 exons. The coding region runs from base 1 to 3090 and encodes 1029 amino acids.
AUGAGCAUAGUCACUAAGAGCAUGGAGCUGAUGGGUGCGUUCAUGGAACUGUUCCGACAGGAUUUUCCUCUCCUGGAAUAUUCAACUAAGUUUUACCAACUUGCUGCUACAACCUCUAUAUCGGACUCAUACCUCAGAACCAUGUGGAAUGGGAAUAAACUUUCACAGACCUACAGCUCUUCCGGAGGCAGAGAAUCUUUCUUUUGCGGAUUAUGUCCGAGCCAUGUGGUCAUCCAUUACCCCUCGCCAUUAUCGACAGGCGGGACAGAGGAGGUCACUCCCAGCACCCCCAAGGUAACUCCUCUCCCAGCAUUUUCCCCUUACAAUGUGGGUUAUUGCGGGAACCCCGUGCCACCACCGCUGCCUGCUUCAAAGACCACGGAGCUUACCUCGUUAUUUCCUGCACUAUCAUCUAAAGUGCAUGAUCCCCCACUGAUGUCGUUUAUUAGAAACAUUACUUUGAAGCUUCAUCCAGUUCCCACCUCCUCCUUUCCACUGAACCCUGUUACAGACCAGCAGUAUUCCCCCUGGUCACUAUCCCAAAAUUUCAAUGCGGAUAGUGGUGUCAUUCCAUCCAGGAACAUGAAGGGCUUAUCAGGUGGUCGAGCACCACACCAUAUUCCCACACUGCCCCCGUGUGGGCUGGCAGAGUGCGAACAUCUCCACGACCUGCAUGGCAUGCAUGUGUCUAACCUGCGCCACUCCUACCUGCUCAGCCCCACGGAAACCUGUGUCAUGGACUUCCAUCACUACCUUUCCCCCCGCAGCUCCAUCCAUUCCGACUGCAUGAUCAUGUCCCCUGUGGCGUUACCGUCCACUGCCCCUGCAGACCAUGUCUCUAGCAGCACCUUCCCCAGAAUGCACUACAGCUCGCAGUACUACGACCCGGCCGUGCGGGAAGACUGCACAGCCAUCACCACCUCAGCCACAUCUGCUGCUGCAGCUGCCGCAACAUCUGCCUCUCAACACGGCGGCAGCAAGAGCAACCGCAUCCCCGCCAAUUUACUGGACCAGUUUGAAAAACAGCUUCCACUUCACCGCGAUGGUUUCCACACGCUGCAGUACCAACGCACAUCUGCCACCAGUGGCGGCGAGCAGCGCAGUGAAAGUCCUGGACGUAUCCGCCACCUGGUGCACUCUGUCCAGAAGCUCUUCACCAAGUCUCACUCAUUGGAGGGAUCGUCCAAGAUGAACGGUACUAAAGGUGACAGUGGGGGUGGAGGAAGUCAUCACCAUCACCACGGCAAUCACCACUCAUCCAAGCACGGCAGCAAGCGCAGUAAAAGCAAGGACCGCAGGCAUCGGUCAGUUACGGGGGGCUGGUGGAGCUCGGAUGACAACCUGGACAGUGAUAGCACCUACCGCACUGCCAGCGCCAUGAGCCGCCACCAUCACGAGCACGUUGGUCACAGUUUCCCAGAAUCCAUGCACAGUCACUUUGGAGAUCACUCUCUCAAAACCUCCAAAAGCAACAAUGACGUCAAGUGCUCGGCCUGCGAGAACCUGUCCAUGGCACCUGAGGGAAAGUUCACGAAGAGGAGUUCGUGGUCCACUCUCACUGUCAGUCAGGCCAAAGAGGCCUAUCGAAAGUCCUCGCUUAACCUUGAGAAGCCCAUGAUACAUCCGGACCUUAAACCUUCAUUCCGGUCCUCACACUACUUACAGGUGCCUCAGGAUGAGUGGGGAGGUUAUCCAGGGAUUGAGAACGAGGAGGAGAUUCCAUGUCGCCGGAUGCGCAGCAGUAGCUACGUCAAGGCCAUGGGAGAUGAUGAUAGCGGUGAGUCAGAUACCAGCCCAAAGACGUCACCUCAGACGAUUGUCCGGUCCGAUGCUCUUGUCCUCAAAUCAGCCAUGCAGAGGCCACAUAUAGACACCCAAAGCUCGGGCUACCACUUGCAAACAACAAGAGAUAUGCGCCCUCACCCCAGUGUGUCUCUGGAUCCAGCAACCAACUUCAACCCUGUACAGUUUCGCUCCAGAAACCAGAGCUACAUGCGUGCAGUCAGUACCUUCAGUCAGGCAAGCUGUGUCAGCCAGGUGAGUGAGACUGAGGUCAAUGGACAGUUUGAGUCAGUUUGCGAGUCCGUUUUUAGUGAAGUAGAAUCCCAGGCCGUGGAGGCCUUGGACCUGCCCGGCUCUUUCCGCACUCGAAGCCACAGUUACCUGCGUGCUAUUCAGGCUGGGUAUUCCCAAGAUGAUGACUGCUUGCCUUCAAUGACAUCUUCUACUGUCACUUCAACUCUUAGAUCCACAACAGAGGGGUAUGAUGCUUUGGAGGGCACCUCAUUGCUAAAUGAAGAAAUGAUAGAGGAUGACGAUGGCGCCAGCUCUUCGGCUUAUCAAGAAAUCGAGCGGUUCGAAAAAGAAAACGCUGCACGUAGUCAACACAGCACAAGUUCCACAGUCACAGCCAUCUCCGUUCCACCCAGCUCCACUCAUGCCUACCGAGUCCCCUGUCCACCCCCUUCCCAGCCCCCUCCAGAUCCCCCCGUCCCUCAAGCUAUUCAGGCUUUCAAAGAGUCUGCAAACAUGGUGGCUGCCUUCAACAUGCAAUGGAAAGAAGAGAUCUCUGCGAUGCGCUACGAGCUUGCAGAGUUACGCAGAGACGUCUGUGGGGAGCUCAAGACCUUCAACAGCAACUUCUUUAAUUUCACCCAGUGCUAUAACAUGUGGGCAAUGUGCCGGGAGGCUGCAACUGGCACCAGUUCCUCUCAGUCCAGCGAGAGAGUGUCUGUUGGUGUCCAAACUGGUGCUAAUGGUCUGGUGAGACAAAACACUGCAGAUGCCUCAGUAAUGUGUCAGCCCGAACCAGCUGCCUUCAACAUUUUUGACCUGAUGGAUCCUCCAUGCAUUGAGAUCACUGAGGGAACUCCUGAAGGAACCAUGGCCACCAACAGCCCAACCAGUCCUGCCAGCCCCGAUAGACCCACUGACCCACCACUGUCCAAGCUGCUGGCAAGGUCCAAAUUAGAUGCUGACAGGAAGAAGAGAAACUGUAGUCGUGCGAAUGGUCAAAGAAGCGCCAGCCUUGAACUCUGGUGCAGGAAGUAUACUAGUGGACCAAUGUCCUACUUGUCUCUUUCAUUCUGAUCAUACUCAUCUGGACCAGGUAUUGACAUACCUUCUGAAUCAGCCCCAUGCACCUGGGAGGAAACCCUGCAUCCAGAGAAGACAGGGGAGCUUAGAGCUUGUCUCUUUUCUCUGUGCAAGAGGAUGGCUUGGUUCAUAUUCCAGUCUGAGGAGAAGGUGCCUCUGGCAUAACAGGGAUAGUGUAGCCAUUCUAGAUGAAACCAUGUGCUGUGCCAGAUCAUACAAUCUGUUUGCAUCACCACAGAAAUUAUUCAUGAAUGUCAUUUAGCACUGAAAGGAAUGUCACUAUUUGUGAUUGUCACCGUCUGUGUUUUGUCCAUGGCUAAAGCAGUUCUUGUUUGACAGGGGUAAGAAUGACCAAAAAGGGGUGAUGAAUAUUGUAGAAGGAUGACAAAGUUUGCUUAUUUGUUUAUUUACAUAAAAGUUCAGCGUACAUCAGAUAAAUUAUUUCAUUACAGCAAAGUACAUUUUAAUUUGGCAAUCACCUUCAUAACCUGCCUUUAAGUUAUUUUCAGUUCUAAGUAGUCUGUAUUAGUAGAAUGUUACUGUUGUAGAAAUGACGAACCAUG